This is a messenger RNA of Chironomus riparius, 1445 nucleotides long. NCBI's taxonomy places the organism in Eukaryota, Metazoa, Arthropoda, Insecta, Diptera, Chironomidae. The record is from the annotation of a GenBank genome assembly.
GGAUUAUGAAAGCUCGUUUUUUUCCAAAUUCUACUCAUCCAAAGAAUUGCCUUUUAAAAAUAAAGCAACAAAAAGUAUAUUAUAUUAAUUAAACCAUGAUUAUGCCGUGUGUAAGAUGUAAAGAUAAACAAAGAAACAAUGAAUUAAGAGAUAUUCGUGGAAAUGAACAAAUUGAAGGACAAAUCAUCGCAAAUUUCCCAGAAGUUCUUGAAAUACAUGAAAAUAAUCCAAUUAAAGUGUGUGUCAAAUGCUUGAGAGAAUUAAAUGAGUUGAUUAAUAAUCGUGAGCCAAUUAGUCAUUCUCCAAAUAGAUCCAGAAACUUGUCCGCAAAAAGUGAUUCAGAAAAUUUAUCUGUUGAAAGUGAGAGCAUCCAAAAUAUAACAUCAGCACCAUUAACUUCAUCGUUACCAGGGAAGGUUUAUUUUUCUUCUUCUUUAGAUCUUGAUAAGCUUAAACAGCCGGGAGAAAUUGAAAAGUUAGUUCCUAACGAUCGAAACAUACAGCGAAAUUUGAAACGAUUGUUAUCACAAGCAAUGCCAGCAUCAGCCAAAAAACGAAAGGUACAGGAAAUGCUUGAAGAUGGACCUAUUGAAAAUGAUGCGAUUUCUCAUCAGAGAAUUGCUUCAACUUCACAGUCAAGGACUGUUAUCGAGGAACGAAAUGACCAUGAUUACGCUCAGGAAAUGUUCAGAACUCUUGUAAAUCAAUCGACGAGAAUCAAUAGGACAUACAAGAGCGAUACAUCACAAUCAUCAAAUAUUUCUAUGUUGAGAAAUACAUCUCAAGUAAUCGAAAAUUUGAGUUCGCAAGCUAUUGUCAAUCCAUCACCAGAAAUCACUCUGCCUCCUCAAACUCCAAUAAUAAGCCACAUGACACAACCUUCUCAGCUUCAACAAUCUCCACCAAAUCCAUCUCAAGCAGUUUUUUAUGAGCCUGAUAAAAUAUCGGCCAAUAAUCGUUCAAGCGAUAAUGAGCCUAGACUACGAAGGUCAGAAAGAAUUGCGUCCAGAAAUUCGAGAGUGGCUAGUAAUGAUAGUCAACCAGCACGAAAAAAUAAAGACACAGCACGAAAAAGUAGAGAUAAAACUAAACAAAAAAGUAGAGAUGAAGAAGCAGCACAAACAAGCAGAGAAAAACAAACAGCACCGAUUUCUGACAGACCAGGAAUAAGACAAAGAAAUGAUGGAAAUGACCACUCGAAUUUAGCGGCACCCAGACGAGUUAAUUUAAUUGUUUUACCAACUACACGUGUUCAACAUUCAACUAAAAAUAUGAUAGGCGGAUAGCUUAUUAUUGCUGUUAUUGGGUACUUGGUUCUGGACAUAUUAGGGGAAACCUUUUUUUAAGGAUUGUCCAUUAAUUAAUGUCUUAAAAAUUUUUUAAAUUAUAUAAUGAUUUAUAGUGAAUUAAAAUUCUGGUUAAAAUUCUAGAAUCGAAAUUGCAUU